Molecule: messenger RNA, 405 nt
Organism: Miscanthus lutarioriparius
Lineage: Eukaryota; Viridiplantae; Streptophyta; Magnoliopsida; Poales; Poaceae
Source: the annotation of a GenBank genome assembly
AUGGGGUCCCUCUUUAGUUUGGCAGAUUUUAGUAGUAGGGAUCUAUUCUCACGAGAGCCCGUAGAGAAAAAGAAAGAAAGAAAAGCCAUUCAAAAAGGUGCUUCUUCAUCCUCGCCUCGGUCUUUCCUCGGCAGGCAUCCAGAGCUGGUUCUAGGUCGCAAAGGCAGAGAACUCAGCCAGUCCUCGGGAUACCAUUACCAGCAUCAGAGCAAGCACAUGGAGCAGCAUGAGGAAGUGGCUAUGGAGGUGAAGAAACCCGAGGAGGCAAAGGCACGGUGGACGGCGGAUAAGGGGGAGGACGCUGAGGCAGGACUGAUCUACAGCGCGGACUACAGCAGCGUGGCCAUGCAUGCUGGCUCUCCGCCGACCGCGAAGCCCAAGCACAGGCACCCCACCAAACCAUAG